GGCGGAAGGGGGAGCCAAGUGAGUGUCAGUUCCACACGCACACACACACACACACACACACAGAGAGAGAGAGAGAGAGAGAGAGAGAGAGAUGGCGUCAGACAAGGCACGUGCUGGAGCAGAGCAGAUGAAGGAGGCCGGGCGGGAAGGAUACGUGGAAGGGAAGGGGUCUGCGCAGGAGAAGUACGAGCACGCAAAGGGGACUGUCGGCGCCAAGACGGAGGAAGCCAAACAGGCUAUGGAGGAACAGAAGCAGCGAGCGGCAGAAUCGAUGCAGGAGCAGCAGGAGAAAGCCGCGGGCGCCAUGCAAAGCCUGAAGGAGAAGGCAGGCGCAGCUAUGGAGGGUCUGAAGGAGAAGGUCGGGAUGGGAGGCGGAGGGGCAGGGGGCCAGUGAGGUAGGAAGUAGAAGCGUUGACUUCUGCUAGCCACGGGUCAACGAGAUGGGUGAACGACAUCGUCGUAUUUGCCGCUACUUUUCGAAGUUAAUGAACCUGUAUUCAUGAU
Molecule: messenger RNA, 504 nt
Organism: Chara braunii
Lineage: Eukaryota; Viridiplantae; Streptophyta; Charophyceae; Charales; Characeae
Source: the annotation of a GenBank genome assembly